Messenger RNA from Phoenix dactylifera (date palm), 1253 nucleotides. Its product is annotated as extradiol ring-cleavage dioxygenase-like. The record is from RefSeq and is a predicted model, not a curated record. Lineage: Eukaryota; Viridiplantae; Streptophyta; Magnoliopsida; Arecales; Arecaceae. Gene Ontology annotation, molecular function: ferrous iron binding; dioxygenase activity; zinc ion binding.
CUCCUCCGGCACGCACCGAGGCCUUCGACGUCUUACCAACCGCGCGCGCGAGAGAGAAAUAAAAAAAGAGGACUUUUAUCUUCUCGUCUUCCCCUUUCUCUAAUCCGGGCUUUGAUUUCCUUCGCUUUUGGGGCUUCGAUCUGGGGGAUCGAGUUGUGGUUAUGGAUACCUUCUUCUUGUCACAUGGAUCUCCGACGCUGUCCAUUGACGAGAGCUUGCCGGCGAGGCCGUUCCUGAGGUCGUGGCAGUCCAAGGUGCUGCAGGCCGUCCCCAGAGCCAUCCUCGUCGUCUCCGGCCACUGGGAGACGGCGGUUCCGACGGUGAACGUCAUCAAGGGCACCAACGACACCAUCUAUGACUUCUAUGGCUUCCCCAAGCCUAUGUACCAGCUCAAGUAUCCUGCACCAGGUGCACCAAAUUUAGCGAAGAGAGUGAAAGAGCUGCUGGAACAAGCUGGUUUCGGCCGUGUAAAAGAGGACAAAACCCGCGGCCUCGACCAUGGUGCUUGGGUUCCACUCAUGCUGAUGUACCCAGAGGCUAGCAUCCCUGUCUGUCAACUCUCUGUUCAGACAGAGAGGGAUGGAACUUACCACUAUAACAUUGGGAAAGCAUUGGCCCCUCUCAGAGAUGAAGGGAUCCUUAUACUUGGUUCAGGGAAUGCUACACAUAACUUGAGGACAAUUGGCCGUGAUGGUGGACCUAUAGUCAAGUGGGCCCUGGACUUCGACACAUGGCUUAAGGACUCACUCCUAGAUGGAAGAUACGAUGACGUGAACCACUACGAGGAGAAGUCACCUUGUGGAAAGAUGGCACACCCUUGGCCAGACCACUUCUACCCUUUACAUGUAGCUCUGGGUGCUGCAGGUGAGACGGCCAGGGCUGAGUUAAUCCAUCAUAGCUGGACCAACUGCACAAUCUCGUAUGCGUCUUAUCGAUUUACAACUUCAGUAUAAUGUUUAGAAGCUGCACAAGACUAGUAAGAGAAGCCAGGGCUGGGUAUACCUCUCUUCUUAUGUUCAAGUUGGAUUAUGGUUACUAGUAAUUCUAUGUUUCAUCGGUUCAAUUGAAGCUCUAUAUAUUCCCUUUUGAUGUUUGUUUCGCUUCAUGUAUGAGUUUGUGGUACACUUGUGAUGGAGUUAGCUUGUACUGGAUAGAAUAGAUUCAUCUCAUUAUUGUUGCUGUUUUGGAUGAUUAAUCUGUAAGAGGAGGUGUGAGACAGUUUUUCAAGUUAUUGUGACUACUACUGUGCAAAA